This is a messenger RNA of Bipolaris oryzae ATCC 44560, 3522 nucleotides long. RefSeq lists its product as uncharacterized. The record is from RefSeq and is a predicted model, not a curated record. Gene Ontology annotation, cellular component: cytoplasm. NCBI's taxonomy places the organism in Eukaryota, Fungi, Ascomycota, Dothideomycetes, Pleosporales, Pleosporaceae. Gene Ontology annotation, biological process: signal transduction; protein phosphorylation. Bases 1 to 3522 code for a protein of 1173 amino acids. The transcript is spliced from 2 exons. Gene Ontology annotation, molecular function: protein kinase activity; ATP binding.
AUGCCAUUGCCAUCAGCGGACAAUGGCGAGACGAGCAGCAGCCGUAGCAGGCAAAGGGCGCGCGCCGAAGUCAGCAAGCACAGGAGCAUGUGGGAUCACCUGAGCUUUCAAAAGAUUGGCGCCUGGCUGAAGAAGGAGGAGCAAGAACCGCCGCCAUCGUCGACCAAAGCCGCGAAGCCUGCCGAAGAUAAGAACAAGGAGCCCACACGACCGCAUUCGAGUGCUGGCUUGCUGGGACGCAGAGGCAGCAAGAAGGUCAUUCCAGGGCUGCCUAGACCCUUGACGUUUAAGCGGAUGCAAAGUGAAAAGAGGGAUAAACUGCUCGAGGUCCCUGUCCCGGGCGAACACAGGAGAGCUGCCUCGGUCGAUCGCCAAAGCUCAGCGCCCUCAAAACGAGACAUUUCGCCGCCUCCCCUAUCCGCCCCUUCCAUGUCAGCGCCCAACGUGUUGAGUUUGUGUGAAAGCCAUGUAAAGGAAGAGCCGCACCCCGUCAUGGAAGAGCGUACCAUAGGUGGAGGUCCGGAUUCGAAUCUCCCACCCGGUGCACGUCAGGUCGACUAUGGCGUCGAGGAGCCCGAAGACUACAUGUCUGCAGGCGCCUCUGUUGGAGAAAUGAUGCUGCCUCCUCCCCCUCCCCCUCCGCAACCGUCGCAAUCCCCACCUCCACCUCCCGCAUCACUACCGCCACCACCACCUGUUGAAGUAGUGGAUACCUUUUCUGAGCAUAGCUCACAUCACUCAGGGUCCGUCAUCGAUGAUAUUCGGUUGCAGGAAGAGCUGGAAGCCAAAUGGAUAUUGAACCUCAGCAUGCACUUCCGGGACAUGUCAGACCGCGAAAAGUUCUUUGUGACGUAUGCCGAGGAGCCAAACAGAUGGAGAAGGGUCACGGUGUCCUGCGACUACCGAAACAUGGAACCAGACUCACUUGAGGCAGAUCUCAAGUCUCUACACUACCAGCGUGACAAGAGCUCGCGUAUUUAUGAGGCCAUCCGCGAUUCUCUGCCAGCUAUCCAGUUCUACGACACCGUGACAAACCUGAAACUUGAAACGACAGAUGGCCGCCUUCAUGUUCACGUCACAGAGGACGUAAACGAAAUCAUCCCGUAUCCAGCUGUUUCGGCGAUUGUGCAUCUGGAUUGCAAGCGAUUUCGUGAAGACGCAAUUGCUUUUGACUCCCACAUUUCUGGCUUUGUGUACAAAGUCUCGGUUAACAACCGGACACUGAUCAAGAAGGAAAUCCCUGGACCAGAUGCGGUCGAAGAAUUCCUCUACGAGAUCAACGCGCUUGUCAGCGUACAAAACUCCAAGUCUGUCAUUAGGUUCGAAGGCGUUAUUGUCGAUCAGCGAAACGAGCUCAUCAAGGGACUCCUGAUUAGCUAUGCUGAACAAGGUGCACUGGUCGAUAUGAUCUACGACUUCAAGACAACAAGUCAUCUUUACUGGGAGCGCCGGGAGCGAUGGGCACGGCAAAUCAUCCAGGGUCUUUCAGAGAUUCAUGAAGCUGGCUUCGUGCAAGGAGAUUUCACCCUGUCGAACAUUGUCAUUGACAAUGAUGACAACGCCAAAAUCAUCGAUAUCAACCGCCGCGGCUGCCCGGUCGGAUGGGAGCCACCGGAACUUGCCAAGCUCAUAGAGAGUGGACAGCGUAUAUCGAUAUACAUUGGUGUCAAGUCCGAUCUGUUUCAGCUUGGUAUGGUGCUUUGGGCAUUGGCAGAACAGCAAGAUGAACCUGAGCGUCAGCAGCGACCGUUGGCCCGCACAUUGGAUCGCCGCGAUACUGACAUCCCACCCUACUUCCGUGACAUCAUUCGAGCAUGCCUGAGCGAGUCACCCCAGUCCAGACCGUCAGCCGCAAACCUACUUAAGCGAUUCCCUGAAAAUACUCUAGAAGACGACUUCAAGCCAAGAGCUACUGUGAGAGACAGCAUCUCCACACAUAGGAGCGACAAGGAAUACAUCGAUCCUAGGACAGCUGUAGACCUGGAGGAUAUCUCCAACCACCGUCGCCAGUCGAGGCAACAGUCAUUCUUCGAAGAGAUUCAUGUCCCACGCACAGAGUACCCCGAGUCUUCCGGCUCCUAUAUCAUACCCAACGAACGCUCUCAGCGUGGUCGUUCCCCACAUCCUCUCAGUAUCAGCGAUAGAAAUAGGCAAAGUGACUGCUCACGCUCACCCUAUCCUGGUCAUCGAUCCGUCAUGUCGCUGGAUGACUCAGAGCUCGAAAACGAGCUUGCCAGCCUACCAGCUAGCAGGGAAACAAGAUGGGAGCAAGUCUACGUGGAUGGCGAUACUAAGCUUGUACAAAGAGCUUGUGGCGACCUUGACGUGCAUGAGUUUGCAACACAGGAGCCGAAAGACAUUCGUUUUGCGAGUCCACCAGGCGAGAUGGAGGAUUCAUUCAUAGGCAGUAAGACUUCCGAAGAAACCCCACUAGGUUUAUCGAUAGGAAAUGGACUCCAGCCUAUUGAGUCACAGUCGAUGAGAAACAGCCUGCACGGAUCGUCUGAAAAAGGACAAUCUCACAGUAGUGGAAAUGAGGCAUCCUUCAGUGAGCACUAUUACUAUGACAGCCAACAGCCGCAGAAGCCGGACUCUAGCACUCUAGCUGGCCUCGAGUACGAUGUUGCGAUGGACUCCUCGGCACCCAGCACGGAACCUCCAUCACGGACCAGCACCGGAUUCUCGAUAUUCGAUCGACCGGAACCCCUGUCAAGACGAGUACGAACAGGACUUUCGGUGAUGCAAGGACACCGCAUGCCUUUGCAUCAAGAUUCGGGCUUUGGGGAACCAGAGCGAGUGUCGUAUGAAAGCGAACGGAUACGGCAUAGUCUUGAUGGGAGUAUCAAAGACUUGCACUUUUCAUCGGACGAGGAAGCACGAAUCGAUGAGAGGCUCUGGGAUGAGAAGGAUGGCACCCUGUUUGGUGAAAAUGUCCGUGGUACUGAAUCGGCGAUCAACCCUCAGCCGAUACCCAUCUUCACCGCCCCGGCAUCGCCCCAUAAAGAAGAAAAGCAAGUCGUAACGUCUGUGCCCCGGCAGUCAAUACCAAGCGUUGGACCGAAGAAUAUAGUUCGCGUCGCUCAUGUUGAAAACAAGGCUUUGGGGGAGAAGACAUCGGAUACUACAAUUCGUCCGCCCAGCAUUACCGCACCAGAUUCUCAUCAAAGUUUUUCCAAGCCAGUCGACUCCAUGGAGGUCGUAUCCAGCGAUGUCACAUGUACAAACAAGGGUGCAAAGGCGAAAACAGAGACGAAGACGAAGAAGAUGACAUCCAACACUAGCUCAGCAAAAGACACAACACAAUCCCGCACAAGAGCUGGAAAAUUACACCACGAUCCCCUUGUCAACGAUUAUCUCUCCGCAACCGAGGACUCCGACAACGAUGACAAUGAUGGUGAUAGGAAAGCGUCAAAUGAUUUGUCAGAUUACCUUUCUCACUCCAUUUCCUUUGACCAGUCUAUUGAUUUUUACAUGCGCGAACACGAGAAGACACGGGUCGGUUCGCGAGGACCAAAAGUUUGA